AUGCCUGUCUGUCCAGAUGCCAGGCGCUCACCCGCGGCUUCCCUAAAAGCCUGGUGCUUGCGGCUGAAUAGUGCCUGCCGACGCGACGUGCAGAGAAUCCUGCCUGCCCCGCGCGGCUCGGCGGCGGGCCCGGGAGGAGGGGCGCGGCGGGGCGCGGGGCUCCGCCUGAGGCUCGGGGACGCACACCCAAGGCCUCGGCACGCUCGGUCUCUGGGGUCCCCGGAGCCCCGGGGCCCUGGAGCGCCGGGGAGUCUGGGGCGAGACGGGGCCCUGGAAGUCGGGCUCCCUAGGGUCACAGCCGAGUGCAGGCUCUCCGGGCCUCCCGGGCCGGAGGUGGCGGGCGAGUCCCGUCCCGGCUCAGACAAGCUUCCUCGCCACCUUCCGGACAAAGUGUCAAGUACAAGUUCAAGUUCAGGGGCAGGCCCCAGGAGGGAGGGGUGGGGGAGCCGUCCCCAGCUGCCUUUGUUCUCCCAGAUAAGCGCUCCCACGUCCCCCUCCCGGGCGGGGCCCGACGGAUACCCCCGCCCCGCCCCGCGGUGCCCCGCAGCAGCCGCCUCCUCCCGCCCGCGCCGUGGCUGUGCUGGGGUCCGGGCGACCCUGCUCAGGGCCACCGAAGGUUCUGCCGGCUCGGGCGCGGCGGGGGUCGGGGGGUGCGCAGUCCGAGCCCGUGGGAGCCUCCCCGGCCCCGCAGUCCCAGCAGCAAACUGCGCUUGGUCGGACGGAUGCCGGUGCGGAGGGAAGCUGAGAGAAAGCAUGUCUUUGGAGCCUGGAAACCUGGAGGUCAUUUCUGAGCAUGAAAUCCCGAAAGUCUUAAGCUUUAAAGUCUUAAAACCCUGCUCUCAGCACCCGGUACAGAAGGUUCCAGAGAAGAAACUAAAUGGGCUCUUCAGUUCCAGAGCCCCAGUGGCACCAUCCAAACUUGGAAAAGGAAUUGCGUUGAUCGGCAGAGAAGUAAUUUCAUCAAAACUAGGCUGCAUGCAGGAGAGGCCACGGGCGAAGAAUGCAGGACUGCAUUCCACAGAGGCACGGCCGUACUGCAGGGAGGGUGUGGCCACUCGUGUGUGGGGCACCGAGACUGUCCGGUUCUCUAGGAGAUGUGCCACGCAGCGGUGCAGGGCAGAAAGUCCUCCACUCGCCCGUUCCCAUAGGCUGCUGCAGACUCGGCGUUGUUUUUAAUUCUCCAGCCUUGGGAGUGAACCAUUUAGUUCAGAGGCCUUGGCCUUGUGCCCUCCCGCACCCCACGGCAUCCCUGAUUCCCAAGGUGCGGACCUUGUGUGGGCUCGCAGAGGUCUUCGGAGGCUGUGCCCAGUGGUUUUCUUCACUUUAGAAGGCAGCAAAUGUGUUUUAAAGGAUGGAGCCACUGCCAAGCCCUGGCUUAUUCUGGUAUAUCUUGAAGAGAGAGUCGUUAAGACCUGACAAGGAAGCUCACACCUUUAAUUCCAGCACUCAGGAGGCAGAGGCAGGCAAAUCUUGGAGUUCAAGCCAAGUCUGGUCUACAGAGUGAGUUCUAGGACAGUCUGGGCCUCACAGAGAAACCCUGUCUUAAAGAGCAAAAACAAACAGAAAGAGCCACCCGGCAAGGGCAUCGAGGUGAGCUGUGAGAGGAGCCGUGGAGCCAAGGAUGUCUGUGGUAGUGUUUGUUGUCUAGACCUCAGCAUCAUCUUGCUUCCAGAGCCACAUCAUGGCAAAGGUGACAGGCAGGCUCUGGCUGCAUUGAGGACUGCUGAACGGACCUGGUACGGCUCCUCAGGUCCUUCUGCCCUCUGGCACUCGUGACACUCCUUGUCUCAAGCGAGGAAACAUGUCACAGAUGUGAAGGGAGUGGCCCCAGGUCACACAGCUGGAGAGUCACCACUCCAGCUCCGAAGAAACGUGUGAGACCACUGACUGUACCUCCAGCCGAGGCUGAUCCUGGAACCUGACGGCCUGGGUGCAAUCCCAACUCUGCCAGGUGCCGACAGCCUCUCACCAGAAAGAGGCAGAGAGUGGUGACAAUGGUCCACCCGGCUAGCAUCGCUGUGGAGACUGAAGGAGAGAAUUGUGUGACGGACUUGGCAUUGUGCUGCUGUUAUCUCUACUGUUCUCGCUGCUCUACGUCUGAGCUCCUCCCCUGACCAUGGCGGGCAAGUCCAGAGGGUGGAGAGAAAGGCCGAGAAUCUCGGGCCUCAUCAUCCUCCAAGUGCAGGGGCAGAGAGGGCCAGGGACAGAGGAGGGGGCCGCGUGACUGCCUGGGCUGCUGAGCAAUUUACUGGAGGAGCUCAUUUGGCAACUCUGAUUCCAAGUUAAUUAAAGAUGGCCACCGGGGGUCAUUGCCAUGGUAACAAUUAGGCCAGAAAGAAGCCUCAUUAAGGUGCGGUUUUAACUAGGCCAGACGUUUUUAACCUAAGAUCUCUGGGAAAGGGAACUAGCUCGACUCCCUUCUCUCCUCGUUCUCAUCCAUUUCCAGGUGGCUCUGGCUGAGGAAGAAGGCAGAGGGUGAGUCCUGGGCUGAGCCCCUCUGAGUCCCAGCAGGCCGACAGGUUUCUCUGGGACACUCACCCUGUCUCUGGAAGGACCUGGUGGGCAGAGGGUGGAGGCUGGGAGGCCAGGGCAGCCAGAGAGGAAGGGGAUUUUGUUCAGAGUGGCACAGGAAUCUUUUUCCGUAAUUCGGACGUGUGGACUCAUCACCCAUUCUGCUUCCCAAAUUGAGUGGGGUGAGGGGUGCAGAGGAUGAGAGGCUGAGACACAUGAAGCUAAUUCUUCUGUGCUGAACUGAGAAAGGGUGAAAGCUUAAAGCCUGUCUCAGUGCACAGCAUUGCAAUGUGUUUGAGCCAGGCAUGGUGGUACCCGUCUCAUGUCUCAGCACUGAGGCAGGAGGAUCACAGCGACACCCAGGCCAGCCUUGGCCGCAUAGUGAGACCCCGUUUCACAGCAACACCCAGGCCAGCCUCGGCUGCACAGUGAGACCCCGUUUCACAGCAAAACCCAGGCCAGCCUCGGCUGCACAGUGAGACCCGUUUCACAGAAACACCCAGGCCAGCCUCGGCCGCACAGUGAGACCCUGUUUCACAGGGGUGGGGUGGGGUUGUGGGGACGGAGACUGGUGAGAUGGUUCAGCCGUUAAUAUGCUGCUCUUGCAGCAGAUCUGCCCGGGCUUGGUUCCCAAACCCACAUGGCAAUUACAAUGCCCAUAACUCCAAUUCCAGGGGACCUGGUGCCAUUUUCUUCUGAUCUCUAUGGGCACCAUACAUGCCUACAGUGCAUUUGCAUACAUGCAGGUGAAAUUCUCAUACACAUAAAAUAAUGCUCUCAUCCACUGAGAGAUGGCUCAGUGGAUGAGAGCAUUGGCUGCUCUUCCAGAGGACCUGGGUUUAAUUCCUAUCUGGCACUCACAAUGGUCUUUAACUCUAGUUCUCCUACCUUCUGCUGGCCUCCACAGACACUGCUGGGUUGUGAUGCACAGGCAUUCACAGAGGCCAAACAUCAAUGCACAUAACAAUAAGUAGGUAAAUAUUUUUAAAACUUAAGGGGUUGGUGGAAUUGGCUAAAUCCAUAAAGAGCUUUCCAUAUAAGCAUGAGGACCUGAGUUAGGGUCUGUAGACCCAUGUAAGAAGUCAGGUGUGUUGAUGGACAUCUGUAAUCCCAGGUGUACUGAUGGACAUCUGUAAUCCCAGGUGUGCUGAUAGACAUCUGUAAUCCCAGGUGUGCUGAUGGACAUCUGUAAUCCCAGGUGUGUUGAUGGACAUCUGCAAUCCCAGGUGUGUUGAUGGACAUCUGUAAUCCCAGGUGUGUUGAUGGACAUCUGUAAUCCCAGGUGUGUUGAUGGACAUCAAUCCCAAUGCUGGGUAGACAGACAGAUACAGCUCUGAAGCUCACUAACCAAUAAAUAUAACUGAACCCA
Molecule: messenger RNA, 3880 nt
Organism: Mesocricetus auratus (golden hamster)
Lineage: Eukaryota; Metazoa; Chordata; Mammalia; Rodentia; Cricetidae
Exons: 4
Coding region: 1-1176 (391 amino acids)
Source: RefSeq, a predicted model, not a curated record